UUCCAGAAAUGUCAUUCAAUGGUGGAGUGAAGUGCAGCAACUGUGUGAAAUUUUGCUAAAAAACAGCAUUUUUCUGGUUCGUGUUGGUGCAGAAAAUGGAUAAAAACUUCGAUGGAGACUCUGUGCUCAAUGUCCAGGCAAAGCAGAAGGCAUCGGUGAAGUGGCUACUGUCGAAGGCGUACAACAAUCAAGUUCCAGUGCAUCUGAAGGAGCCCUUCUAUCGUGAUAUUUCGGGCAUUGAGCAGCUCAAGCCACAGAUUGUCAUUGGAUUGGGCAAUGCAUCCCUCUACUGUCAGACACUGUCGAAUUUGUACUCAGAUCCCAACUAUCAGAACCUCAAUCAUGGCACAAUUCUGCAGAUUCUUAUCAGAAAGUGUGUCCUGCAACCCGAUAAUUCCGAUACUCCGCUUACAGAGACGAUUCUCAUUCAGACAAAUCCACUCAAGACGAAAGCGCACAUGGUGUUGAUAGAGUCGCUGAUGGCGCUCUAUAUCAAGGAAGUGGGGACAUUCGAGAGGAUCUCAAGUGCUGUGUCGCGAAUUACGGGCCGAUCGCUGGUGCCCGAGGGUCAGCAAGGAUAUCAGGAUCCGCUGUUGGCGUGGGUGGCGCACGUGUGUUUGGCGUUGAAGCAGCGCAUUGAUGCCGAAAGUGGGGGACAGAAGGUGCAGGAGCUGGAACAGUGGUUUGGGAAAAAACCCUUCCUCGGUGACUACAACGAUUUGUCCGAUGGGGUCUGUCUGGCUUUCCUCAUCUCCUACUACUGCCCCAAACUCGUGCCCUGGCACUCCAUUCGGGUCAACUAUAUUCCCACUGUGGAAGAUUGCAUCUACAAUAUGCACAUUGUCAGUAGUUUCUGCCAGCAGCAUCUGCCAUAUUCGGUCUAUCAUAUGAUCCCCGAGGAUAUUGCCUACAUCAAGGGGACUAUGAAGCAAAAUCUGCAGGUUUUUGUGGCGGAUCUUUUCAAUUUAUUUGAAAUUCAUCUCGUCAAUUGCAUCACACAUCCGGAUUUUGAAAAGGACAAGUUGGCUUCAAUAAAUGAACAUGGGGUCACCCUUCGAAGAGGACUAACCAACCACCCUACAGUAAUCACGAUUCCUGAGUUGAGAAGCAACUUAGAUUCUGCUUUUAUCACAACGACCACAAAACCGCAUUCUUCAGGCUCUCGAAUAGCAUUGUCUCCGCCACUAGCGAGGCAAUCGUCGAAGACUGAAACUGAUUCUCUAGAUAGUGCCUAUGUUGUUCACCGAAGUCGUCCUGUUCCAACGCUCACAUCGAUCCACCAUGAAGCCUCUCCUCCGCCUCCUCCCACGGCGGCUGAACGAACAUCUCUUGUGGUAUCAUCAAAUGAAAGCCAUCGUGGUCAGAAUCAGUACUAUGGUGGCGAGGAGAGGCACAGCAUUGAUGCUGUCCCAGCUGGACGGCCUAGCAAUUGGGAUGAACAUCGGAAGCAAUCAUUUGCUGGACGUCGAUCACGCAAGAAUUCCCUCUCAGAUGAGUCUCAGUUGACCAUUGAGAAUUUUGGGGGAUCACAGGAGCACCUCAAUCACUUUUUCCGUGCUGAGAGGGAACAGAGAGCAUCACCGGGAUCGUCUAUUGGGGAGCCGGCGGUGCCCGUGAGGUGCUCCAUUCAGGAUGCCAGGGGUACAUUCCAGAUUGGGUAUGAUGGUGGGGAUGAGGGUGGUUUGGUGGCUAGAGAUGAAAUUCGACGGAGUAACAGUGUGAAGGCACAGGAGAGAAUUGUCUACAAGGACAUUCAGUUUUCGCCAGAAAAUCGAUUUGCUGUGCAGAAGAACAAGAUUAAUAGUUUCUUCAUUAACAACAAUUCCGCUGAGAAUAAUGGCGGUACAACGACUACGUGGCAACAGCAAAAGACCCAGUGGCAACAGAUGGAGGAUCAGGGAGAGAAUCAGGCAAUGGGAGAUGAAGGAAUUGAUGAUAGGAAAUUGCUGUCGAUUAGGUCACUCAUGGAGGAGAAACGACGACACAUUGAGACGGAAAAGAGGAAGCAGGAGAUGAGUUUGUCGCAGCAGCACAAGAAAUUGGGCGAAGUUGCCUAUAUGCAAGCGCAAUUUCGCAAAGAGAAUAGUGCUCCUAUGAGACCAGCAUGUUCUCCACCUCCGCCACCACUUCCGGUCACGGCGCCACCAGUGCCAAAAGUGCCAAAUGAUGAUAUGAUGGCGCCACAGAAUAUCAGCUUCCUGGGCGAUGAGGAGGAAGUCGAAGAGAAUUGUGUGGUGAGACAUCGGGAGCCUUUUCACAUUGUCCAGCCAAGGGAGAAACCUGAGGAAUUCUAUUUGACAAAGGUGAAUGUAUCCAAUGGCAAUCAGACGUACCGUUUGCCAACUCCUGGACGUACAAGUUUGACAUCUCAGACUUUUGCGGAUCAGCGACAGCCGGAGAAGGCUGGAGGUCAAGAGACGGGAUUCUUCAUUGGAUUUGACACUAAUCAACCGAUAAAACCUAAGCCAAUGCUGCGUACGAGUCAUCCGGAACUGAGGAGGGCAGAAAGGGCAUCUCCUAGACAAACUCCACCGGUUCAAACUCCACCACAGCCAAUGGAGAGGCGAGAGAUUGAGCGAAAGAGUGUUGAGAGGCUCAAUGAGGAGCCCAAAAUCAGUCCAUCGUCCAUUUCUCACAGUGAAAGUCCCAAUAUCUCCCGAAAGGGCGAAUCCCUCCUUCUGGCACUCGAUGACAGUCCACGCACGGAUUCCAGUGUCCUGGAUGAGAUGGAGCGAAAGAAGGAGAAAAUUAUGUUGCUGUCCCUGAAAAGGCGUGAGCAGCAGGAGGAAGUGAAGGCCAGGAAGGAACUGGAGGCAAUGCGGAGGCGUGAGAGAGAAGCUGAAAAGGAGGCCGAGAAGGCACGCAAGAAGGAAGAGAUGGCAAGUCGGCGUCAGCAUAUUUUUGAAGCCUAUAAACUUAAGAAGUCACUGGAGGAGGCGGAACGAGAGGGAAAGAGUUUGGACAAGUCUGAUCUGUUUCUGGCCACGAAGCAAAAAUCCGUGGCCAAGAGAAGUCAGAUGGCUAGACCACGGCCAAAGACCAUUCACAUUGAGAGUGGUAGUAUUGACAUGAAUAACUAUCACGGGAGAACCAGGAAGGAGCACAGCAUGGAUAUUGAUUCUGGUACGGGUAGUAGUUCCAGCAUGAAGAGGGACUUCUCCAGGGAUCAAGAUUCAGCAGGAAAGAGCAGCGUUGGCAAGCAGAGUCCUGUUUCUCGGACAUCAUCAUCAGUAUCUUCCGGAGUUGCGAGUUUCCGUGGCCGAAAGUCCAAUUCCCUCAUGAAUUUAUCGGAUUCAAGUGGCAAUUUGUACCGGCCAGUGGCUCCGAGACGAGCUCAGUCACCAAUGGGACGUCACAUCACAUCACCAUCUGGUCCGGGAUCUCUGCCACCGGGUCUUGUGACGAAACGUCGUGGUUUCGACGAUGGAGCCAGUGAUAUUUCGUCAACGCCAAGCUCCAUCCUCGAAUACUCAGGUCCAAAGUUGUAUAAACAACCAACAGCCAAAUCAAAUCGUGGCAUAAUUCUGAAUGCCGUGGAGUAUUGUGUGUUUCCUGGGAUCGUGAAUCGAGAUGCCAAGCAGAAGUUGCUGGAGAAAAUAGCACGAUCGGAAGCGAAGCACUUUCUUAUUCUCUUCAGAGAUGCCGGUUGCCAAUUUCGGGCACUCUACAGUUUCUAUCCUGAGAGCGAUAGUAUAAUCAAAUUGUGUGGAACGGGACCUAGUCAAGUGGAGGAUGUCAUGUUUGAUAAGUUUUACAAAUACAAUUCGGGAAGCAAAUGUUUCUCUCAAAUUCAUACGAAACAUUUAACUGUAACAAUAGAUGCUUUUACAAUUCACAAUGCCCUUUGGCAGGGCAAAAAGAUCAAUUUGCAGAACAAGAAGGACAUGGUUCUUGUUGUCUGAAGGAAUGGUGAAAGUGAAAAGCGGCCAAGAACAAAAAAAAAAAAACAUAAACAGAACUGAGUUUAAAAAGCUUUUCAAGGUAAGUUUCUCAUUUAGAAACCCAUCACUAAAAUCUUCUUGACUCAAUUUUUAAUUUUAUGCCCAAUUAAUUGAAAACAAAAAAAAAGAAAUAUUGUAUGGUAGAUAUUUCUCCUUGUUCAAUUUCUUUCCCAGAAAAUAAUUGUUAAAUGUAAAAGUGAGAGAGAGAGAUUCUAAAUAGAGUCAUGUCCUUUGUCCUAAUGUGAAGUGAAUCAUAUGAAAUGAUAAAAAAAAAAUGUGAAUGAAAUGGGAACAUUUUUUUGCAAUAUAAUACCGAGAGAUAUAAGAUUCUUUGAAAAAAAAAUGCGCCAAGAAUUUCAAAUGACAUGAAAGUUAUAUAGAACAAAAGAAAUUUGAAUUUCGAGUUUUAAAAAACAAAGAAAAUCACUAAAAAAAAUGAGAAACAUUUUUUAUCGUAGGAAAUAAUUCCAAUUUAUAUUGUUGUAAUUUUUUUUCUUCAAAUUAAUCUCUCUAAUAAUUUAUAUGACAUUUUAUUAUUCCCAAUUUUUCCCCUUUUUUUAAAUUUUAAUAUAGAAAUUACAAGAGAAAAAAUAUUACUCCUCUCAUGAUUUAUUUUUUACUUACAAAGUAAAAUGUGUAAUGUAAUUAAUUACUCUUCUCGACAAUGAACAUUAAUUUUAGUAUCCUCCAAUAAAAAAAAGAAAUAAACAUUUUUUUUUUAAUUUUAUGAAAAUGAUAUUUUGCGGAGGUAAAAAUUGCUAACAUUGAAUUAAUUUUAAGUAAAGAACAAAAAAAAAAGUCGUAAAUAUAUUAAACAAAAAAAACAUUGAAACACUUGAUAGUGAAGCAAGAAAAAACGAUAAAAAGCCAAAAUUUUGUUCCAACUGCCUUUUUUCUAUAAGAAAAAGAAAAACAAGAAAUAAAAUUUAGUGUUGUGAAAGCAGUAAAAAAAAAGAAUGAUAAAAAAUACGGUAGAAAAAAUCAAAAAAAAGACACAAUUUUGAAUUAAAAAUCAUUCGCGGAGUCGCUUUUUUCGUCGUGAUAUAUUUUUUUUUGAAUAAAUUCCCUGGCUCUUUUGUAGUGGUUUCUUUUUUGGACCACUAUUUUUAUUUUAUUAUUUUUUUGAUACGUGUCUGUCUUUUAUUUUGUAUUACUCAAAAAAGAAAUUAUUCCCUUUUGAUGUGCUUUGCCUUGAGAAAUUAAACAAAAAAAAAAAAAGAAAAUAAUUAAGAGAAAAGCGUUAAAGCAAAAAUUACUAACAAAAUUUAUCGUGAAUUGAAAAUAAGAUUGCAAGUUAAUUUGCGGCAUUGUUUUCUUUUUUUUUUAUUUGCAACAACAAAAAAUUAAAGAAAUUGUUGUAAAUAAAAUUAUCUAAUUAAAAAGAAAAGUUAAGAGGGAAAAAAAAUCAAUUGAUAAAAAGUAAAAGAAGAAGAAAUUACUCGAGGAAGAUGAAACUGAAGAUAAAUGAAAAAAAAAUCCACUUCAAAUAAUCCACUAAUUACUGUGAAUAAUAAAUUAAUAAAAUAUAAAAUUACUAUUUUA
Phlebotomus papatasi is the source of this 5483-nucleotide messenger RNA. RefSeq names its product patronin (gene Patronin). Gene Ontology annotation, biological process: cytoplasmic microtubule organization; negative regulation of microtubule depolymerization; neuron projection development. Gene Ontology annotation, cellular component: microtubule minus-end. The transcript is spliced from 11 exons. NCBI's taxonomy places the organism in Eukaryota, Metazoa, Arthropoda, Insecta, Diptera, Psychodidae. Gene Ontology annotation, molecular function: spectrin binding; calmodulin binding; microtubule minus-end binding. Bases 96 to 3902 code for a protein of 1268 amino acids. The record is from RefSeq and is a predicted model, not a curated record.